AAGAAAUUUAACGCGGGUACUUUGAGUGUUGUGCUAACGGCUACAAACAGUUAGCCCCGGUGUAGCUGGGCUCAGGUUUUUCGGUGAGAUGGAGUCCGCAGAGAGCCGAUAUGCUCACCUGCUCCAGCCGAUCCGAGAGCUCACAAAGAACUGGGAGAUCGACCUGGCGUCAGAGCUAAACGACUACUUAGAUGAGCUGGAUGACAUGUGUAUCACCUUCGAUGGUGGGAAAACCAGGCUGAACUUCGCAGAGGCUGCGCUGCUCAUCCAGGGCUCCGCCUGCAUCUACAGCAAGAAGGUGGAGCUGCUGCACAGCCUGGUGUUCCAGACUCUGGAGUACAUCAACGACAAGAACAAGAAACGCAACAAGCAGGCAACAGAGUCUCAGGAGGGUGACGGCAGAGCAGUGAGCAGUCAUGAUGCUGACAACUUGGAGGAGUUUUCUGCGUUGGACCUGGAAGUGUCGGACCGAUCUGAGAGGUCUGACUCCAACACGACUGUGGACGUGCCGCCUCUUCCUCCGGAGUCUCUGAUUGCACCUGAAACCCAAGAGAAAAAGAAACUGCCCCUCAUCAGUGUGAAAGGUGAGAUCCUGUGCAGUCAGAGGGACUUCAGGAUCAACCUGUUCGUCCCAGGUGAGGGCGACAUGAUCCUGCUCACAUUCAGAUCAGUUGCUUCCACUUCCCUGCCUCACAGUGACUCCGCUCAACUAGAGACCCAGCCCCCAGAUGCUGUGGUUCCAGUGGAUGUUGAAAUGGGCAGAGCUGAUGCUGUGGAGGGUGGAGGCGAUGCAGCAGACGAUUUCCUCCCCUUAGAGUUGGACAACAUGGAGCAGGAGGAGGAGCAUGUGGACCGAUUGCAGGCUCCGAGUGAUGGUCGAAUGAUCCGAGAGAGGCAACAGCUGGAAGCCAACAAACCGAGGAGAGAGGAGCCGAUUCCUCCUGCUGUGAAUGUUUGGGCGUUCCAUGACCCAUAUGCCAUGCUUGAGGAGGACAAACCGCUGAAACCAGGGAAGUGCUACAGAGUUCCCGACGGGCUGGACGACUGCGGGAAGAGGAAAAGGAAACGAGCCGCUUUCCUUCGGGACUUCAGGAGCUGGUUCAGAGGAACCUUUGACCCUCCAGAGCACAAGUUGAAAAAUGGACCCACAUUUACAGACUUCAACUACAUCUACCUGAGCACGAUCAAAGACAAACUCAAAAAUCAGAAGAGGAUCAACAGAAGAGCCGGCGUGAUGAUGUCUGACGAGGAGCUGAAGAGGACCUUCCUACAGCCAGAGGGGGUGGGGCCUGGUCAACUGGGGGAGGAGCCUGUGGAAGACUUGAGACAGGACCUGCUGGGUGGGGAUGAUGACGCCUCGGACAACGAGCACGACGCCUUUCCCGAUGACGUCCCAGCCGAGUUUCUGGGUGGACCGGAGCACAUUUUACCUGAAGCUCACCGAGAUGAACUGAGUUACGAGGAUCUGGUGAAGCUGCGAGUGGAGCAGCUAGUGGUAAACAGUCGUGGUUACACUCAGGAGACAGCGCUGUCUCGGAGGGUCAAAGACUGGGAGGAGAAGAUCCGUCCUGAGUUGGCACUGCAGGAGCAACGCCCAGCAUUUGACAUCCAUGAUUACGGAGACCGCAUCGUGAGAGCGCUGAGCGGCGUUGGAUGCCGCAGAACGUUUGCAGCCCUCGUUCAUGGUCUAGACAACUUUGAAGCCUCAAAGUACCUGCUGGCCUCCCUGCAGCUGGCAAACGACUACACUGUGGAGAUCGACAGUUGUGCCGGUUUGGAGGGAAGUUUGGACACAAUGGCUCUGACUCUACUGAGCAUGCACAGAGCAACGGACAGAUUUGACACGCUGAAGGCCUGAAUG
Molecule: messenger RNA, 1861 nt
Organism: Pelmatolapia mariae (spotted tilapia)
Lineage: Eukaryota; Metazoa; Chordata; Actinopteri; Cichliformes; Cichlidae
Gene: ncaph2
Product: non-SMC condensin II complex, subunit H2
Exons: 20
Coding region: 89-1858 (589 amino acids)
Biological process (GO): meiotic chromosome condensation; mitotic sister chromatid separation
Cellular component (GO): condensin complex; nucleus
Molecular function (GO): chromatin binding
Source: RefSeq, a predicted model, not a curated record